AUGAGUUCAGCGUUGAUAAACGCUAUUAAAAGGCUAAACAUAUCUGUCCUUCCUCAAAUACGUUUCUGCUCAUCAACAGCUAACCAAAGUUCCGCUAUAAAUGUUAUUAAUAAUGAAUUCUCUGUGACUAAGAAAGAAUGGAAGUUUCCACCAUCGUAUACAAAACCACGUGAAGUUUGGAUCGAAAAUCUGGAUACAAUUGAAGAAAAAAAAGUAGGUUUAUUUGAGCUCCAUCCCUUGGUGUACGCUGCAGCCCCCCGUAUAGAUAUAAUCCAUAAAAAUGUUACUUGGCAAAAAAAGUAUCGCUGGGUGUCAUGGGCCCACACUAAAACGCGGGCUGAAGUUAGGGGUGGAGGUAAAAAACCAUGGCCCCAAAAAGGUUUGGGUCGAGCCCGACAUGGCUCAAUAAGGUCACCAUUAUGGCGUGGAGGUGGUGUGGCGCAUGGACCACGUUCUGGAAAAACUCACUUUUAUAUGUUAGACAUAUAUUCAAGACUCCAUGGUCUGACUUCAACAUUAUCGGCAAAGUUUGCACAGGACGAUCUCCAUGUUGUGAGAGAUUUAGAACUACCUACCGAUGAAUCGGAAUACCUCAUUGAACUCAUUGAGAAAAGAAAUUGGGGUCCUUCUGUGUUGCUUGUUGAUGACACUGACUAUGCUCCACGGAAUAUAACAGUUGCAACUGACAGUUUACAAUAUGUAAACAUCAUGCCUGUAUAUGGCCUCAAUGUUUAUUCUAUGCUAAAGCAUGAUACUCUCAUUUUAACUCAGGCUGCCGCAGAAAAAAUUGAAGAGAGAAUUCUACAUCACUUAAAUUCUACUAAAGUUGUUAGCAAAUUUAAAUUAAGUCAAGUUUAA
Messenger RNA from Danaus chrysippus (African queen), 858 nucleotides. The record is from the annotation of a GenBank genome assembly. Lineage: Eukaryota; Metazoa; Arthropoda; Insecta; Lepidoptera; Nymphalidae.